Messenger RNA from Manduca sexta (tobacco hornworm), 636 nucleotides. RefSeq lists its product as uncharacterized. Gene Ontology annotation, molecular function: nucleic acid binding. NCBI's taxonomy places the organism in Eukaryota, Metazoa, Arthropoda, Insecta, Lepidoptera, Sphingidae. Bases 1 to 636 code for a protein of 211 amino acids. The transcript has 2 exons. The record is from RefSeq and is a predicted model, not a curated record.
AUGUUUUCAGAAGGCCGAGAAGAUGUGAACGAGGAAGAGCGUGCUGGACACCCGAGCACUUCAACAACAGACGAAAAACUUGAUGAAGUGAAGAAAAUGGUAUUGGCCAAUCGUCGAUUCACCGUUAGAAAAAUUGCCGAGGACCUAGGCAUAUCGAUUGGCUCGUGCCAUUCGAUUUUAAUCGAUAAUUUGGACAUGAGACGGGUCGCCGCAAAAUUCGUACCAAAAUUGCUCGAAUUCGUACCAAAAUCGCUGCUUGUACGCGACUUCUUGGCCAAAAACAACACACUAAUGAUAUCGCAGCCACCGUAUUCCCCAGAUCUGGCCCCCUGUGACUUUUUCUUGUUCCCGAAACUGAAGAGGCCCAUGAAAGGACGACGCUACGCCACGAUUGACGAGAUAAAGACCGCAUCGAAAGAGGAGCUGAACAAGAUACAAAAAAAUGAUUUUUUGAAGUGCUUCGAAGAUUGGAAAAAACGCGUCAAAACAAAAAAUAAUCAACCGUUGCGCCUCGCGUGCCAAGCGCGUUGUCCCGAACGGUACUCGCGUAGUGAACCCGCAGGCCAGAGCGGCGGCACAUGCUACGAGUGUUGGAACGAGCGCUACGAACAUGCUGCCAACGUAACCAUUACUUGA